CUCUCUCCCCAUAUCGAACCUGCUUCUAUUCUAUUUCAAAACUUAAUGGGAUCAGAAAUUCUCUAUGAUUUGUCCCCAAUGGUAAGGAUUUACAAGAAUGGCCGAGUGGAGAGACUCGUGGGCACCGAAACCGUCGAUCCGUCGUUCGAUGAGAAAACUGGCGUUGAAUCUAAGGAUGUCACCAUUGAAUGGGGCCCCACACCAUGGUACCAUGGACUCCUGGGCACCAAAACCGUCGAUUCAUCGUUCGAGAAGAAAACCGGCGUUGAAUCUAAGGAUGCCAUCAGUGCACCGGCACCCAAACCAUGGUACCCCGUCGUCUCCGGGAGACUUUACAUCCCAAGAGAUGCAAUCGGUUCUCUCCAAAAGCUGCCUGUACUUGUGUACUAUCACGGAGGAGGCUUCAUAGUCGAGACCGCAUGGUCACCGACUUAUCACAACUAUCUCAAUGCCCUAGUCGCCGAGGCUAACGUCGUUGCCAUCUCCGUUGACUAUAGAAGGGCGCCCGAGCAUCCUCUUCCAGUAGCUUAUGAAGAUUCGUUGUUCGCCCUCGAGUGGGUGGCCUCUCAUUCUGCUGGAAACGGACCUGAGGAGUGGCUGAAUUCUUGUGCCAAUCUCAAGAAGGUGUUUCUAGCCGGAGAAAGCGCCGGCGCUAACAUAAUCAACUACAUUGGCACCCGAUUGGAUAUAAAAAGGCUUAAUGGAAUCGAAGUUCCGGGUGUCAUGAUGGUGCACCCUUAUUUCUGGGGAAACCACCCGUUGCCUUCGGAGACCUGUGAUCCCAAGACGAGGUCCUUCUACGAGAUGUUCUGGCACGCGGCGAAUCCCAAGACAACCGGGUGCGACGACCCGCUGAUAAACCCAGGGAAGGACCCAAGGAUCUCGAACCUGUAUUGGAAGAAGGUCCUGGUAUGUGUUGCUGGAAAGGAUGUGUUGAGAUAUAGAGGGUUGUUUUACAAGACGAUAUUGAGGGCGCUUGGAUGGUAUGGAGUGUUGGAAGAGAUGGAAUCGCCAGGGGAGGAUCAUGUGUUCCAUUUGUUGAAUCCUACUGGCGAGAAUGCUGUGAAGUUGAUGAAGAGAUUGGUCUCCUUCAUGAACGAGGAUGAGGAUAAAUAGGGUUGGACGUAUUGUUGUUGGUAACUUCUUUUGUGUGUGUGUGUGUGGGUUAAUGCUUGUGAUCUC
Eucalyptus grandis is the source of this 1182-nucleotide messenger RNA. Its product is annotated as probable carboxylesterase 12. The transcript is spliced from 2 exons. The coding region runs from base 46 to 1116 and encodes 356 amino acids. Lineage: Eukaryota; Viridiplantae; Streptophyta; Magnoliopsida; Myrtales; Myrtaceae. The record is from RefSeq and is a predicted model, not a curated record. Gene Ontology annotation, molecular function: hydrolase activity.